UAUUGCCUCGUAUUCGCUCCCUUCUCCUCUCUGUUUCUCACACUACCUUUUCUUCUUUUAAAAAUUUUCUUACCAUUUUCCCAAAACAAGAAAUAGAAUCCGAUCUUUAACGACCCCGACCUAACUUGUUCUUCUUUUCCUUCUUCGUCUCGAGUUCGCCGGAUCGCGCGUUUGGUAGCGGAGGGUCGAGGAGGGGGAACAAAGAAUGCAGCAAUGGCGGACGGAGAACCCGGCCAUGACCUUCGACGAGGUGUCCAUGGAGAGGAGCAAGAGCUUCGUCAAGGCCUUGCAGGAGCUGAAGAACUUGAGGCCUCAGCUUUACUCUGCUGCUGAGUAUUGUGAAAAGUCUUACGUUCACAAUGAACAGAAACAGAUGGUACUGGAUAAUCUGAAAGAUUAUGCUGUUCGAGCCCUUGUCAAUGCUGUAGACCACCUUGGUACUGUAGCUUACAAGUUGACAGACCUGUUUGAACAACAAACGUUGGAUAUUUCAACUCUGGAGCUAAAGAUCUCAUGUCUGAACCAGCAAAUUCUGACUUGCCAAACAUACACUGACAAAGAGGGUCUUAGGCAGCAGCGAAUGUUCACAAAUAAUCCAAGACAUCACAAACAUUACAUUCUACCAAAUUCUGCUAGUAGACAGGUGCAAAGUAGUUCACAACUACAAAAAGAUGCCACUCUAAAUCAUGUCCAACCAAAACCUCGUCCUCAUCCUCCAGGCACCCCUGCAUCAAAAACUCUUUCCUGGCAUCUAGCCUCUGAAACCAACUCCCCAUUGAAUGGAGCCCCUCAUGCAGCAUCAAGCAUUGGAGAUAUUAUGGCUCCUAAGAUAACUUCUGAAGCCUUCCAUUUUCUGGAUACAGAAGAUGCUGGUGCACCAAUGCCCUUAUCAACUCAUCUUCGGUCAGCCAGUGGAACUCCCACUUCUAAUAUGGCUUUGCGCUCAUUUGGCAUUAGGGUUCAAAUUCAUUGGAAGAAAGUCGUUGUGACCAUGGGAACAUUGCUCGCUCUCAAGUGCUUGGGAUUUCGAAUCCUUGCUGCCAAUCAUUUUCACUGAAGGCUCCAUACUAUUUAUCACUCCUAGAUGAGUGAAACACUUUCUCAUAGUUUCCAUCCAUGUUACCUUUAGUACUACCUCCCUUUUACUUGAUGUUGGAGCAAAUGAACCAGAUACUCCACAUCUUUAUCCUAAAGAUUUGUUACAAAAUAUAAAAUUAAGUGCAUAGAAAAUUUUCUAUAAAGAUCACUGAAGAAAUUUAUCAUGAGAAAAAGAAAUGUGACAAACUGGCACGGAAUUUCUUGGGCUUUGACAAUUCAUGUUUCUUAAAAUGUAAUGGUUAAAGUUGGAUGAUUUCAUAUUUUCUUGUCUUUUACUCAAAUACUACAAGAAAAUAACUUGAGAUUUAAUUUCAUAAGCUAUGUUUUUGAUCUGCAAGUGCUUCACAUAUCAAAAAUUUCUAGGCAUGAAAUUAGUGGUUUUCUCAAAGUAACACUUCCUUUUUUGCUUUCCAUAACGUCUCUCAAGUAUUGUAUCAGCAUAAAGUUCACUUGUCCGAGCUUGUUAGAUUGACGUGGUGGCCUACUCAGAGUGAUGUACUGUGAAUUUUUCUUACCUACAGGAAGGAAAGAGGCUGCUACCAAUUUAAUUGUUAUUUCUUCUGUACAACGUAACAAAAUCUAUGUUUCUACUGGAGAUAAGCUCCCUGUGGUGGCAAGCUAUGCCUGCAUCUAAUAAGCUGCUGUUUCAUUUCCUAUCAGGAUUCUUUGGGGCCUUCGAAAACUUUAACUGCAUUCAGAUCCUUUGACAAUCCUGGACGGCUUCAAGUUUAUCGGCCUCCUGCUCGCAGCAAGAGCAUGCUGUCUGCAUUUUUUGCCAAAAACAAAUCCUUAAAGCCAAGAAAGGCUUCCAUUUCAUGAUGGUUUUCUUCACAAGUCAAUAAACUUGAUCUGCUAGAUUCCCUUGUUUCCAUUUUAUUGCACAGCCGGUACUCUGCAAUAUUCUGGGGUUGCUGGAUGUAUUUAUCUAUUAAUUGGUUAUGGCUGUGUGACUGCUUUGUCAAUAUUACAUGUCUGUCUUUUGCGGCAUGACCAGGUUGAAGAGGUAUUGCAAAGGUUAGGAGCAUUUCUUGUGUGGCAUUUCAAUAUUUCUUUAUUUCAGAGAGGCACAGUCAAGAUGUGUAACCGAAUGUGUAGGUGUCCGAAACAGUCGAGAUAUGUAACCGAAUUCCUAUAGUGUUACUACUCGUUUUAAAGCUGACAUAAAUCUUGCAUGACUAGUUC
Elaeis guineensis (African oil palm) is the source of this 2280-nucleotide messenger RNA. The record is from RefSeq and is a predicted model, not a curated record. NCBI's taxonomy places the organism in Eukaryota, Viridiplantae, Streptophyta, Magnoliopsida, Arecales, Arecaceae.